Messenger RNA from Dermacentor albipictus, 2454 nucleotides. Its product is annotated as scoloptoxin SSD14-like. Gene Ontology annotation, molecular function: glutathione gamma-glutamate hydrolase. Gene Ontology annotation, biological process: glutathione catabolic process. Gene Ontology annotation, cellular component: plasma membrane. The record is from RefSeq and is a predicted model, not a curated record. NCBI's taxonomy places the organism in Eukaryota, Metazoa, Arthropoda, Arachnida, Ixodida, Ixodidae.
GCGUCAUGUAGAAAAAGAAGAAUAAUUAAGGUCGACUGGCGGACAGCCAUUUUUUUUUUUUACUUCUGUGGCCUUUGUCGGCUUCAAACGUAAUGUACGUUGUUCAACAACCCGAGUGGCCUAGUGCGGCUGUGUUGGAAGAAGGCGUACCGGAAUACCAGCUUCGUCAGUCGGCAAGGUCUGGCGCUGGCGGCCGCGUUGUGGACGGCGCCGGGAACUUCCGUCAGACGCCGACCGCCGCGAGCGCCAGCGGGCGCACCAACUGGUCCGUGCUCUACUCGCUGGUCGUGGCCGGUGUGGUCGAGCUGAGCCUCAUAGUGGCCGUGGUGUACGUGCGGCGGGUGGCGAGCGGCGGCGAAGGCGACGACCUCGUGUUCCGCCUCUCGGGCGGCGACCUUCGCCUGGUGACACCCUACACCAACCACACCACCGUGGCCGACGUGCCCGCGCUGUGCGGAGAGAUACCCAGGAAGGUGUACAGCCGUGGAGGCACGGUCGCCGACUGUGCGGUGUCCUUCGCGCUCUGCAUGGCCGUAGUGGCUCCGCACCGGGUCGGCCUGGCCGGAGGAUUCUUCGCAACUGUCUACGAAAGGAAAUCCAAGCAGGUGGUUGUACUCGACGCGCACCCGAUGGCUCCGAGGAACAUGAGCGAGGCGGAGGACGUCAACGCUUCGAACCCUGCGUCGAGCGCUGGAGGUAAGUCUGUGGCCACUCCGGGUUACCUCCCGGGACUCGAGGCCCUGCAUUCGCGGUUCGGUCGGCUCCCGUGGCCAUCGCUGUUCGAGAGCGCCAUCUCGCUGGCGCACUUCGGCUUCCCCGUCUACCCGGAGUUGGCGGCCAUCUUGGCUCGCUUCCGAAACGCCAUCUCGCGGAGACGCUCUCUGAGGCACAUCUUCUGGAACCGGCAAACCGACGCGGUGUACGGCGUGAACGAGACGCUGCUGCAGCCAGAGCUCGCUGUGACGCUCCUCCGAGUGGCGCGCGAGGGCUCCAAGGCGCUCAGCCAAGGAACGCUGGCCAGGCAGUUCAUCGACGACCUCGAAGAGCUCGGGUCUCUGGUGUCCCAGGAGGACCUGGUGCUCUACCGGCCCGCGUGGAAGGAUCCCGUGCGCAGCGCGCCCCUGGCCGGCGUCCGGUUGCACGCCCCGCCACCCCCGGGCGGAGGCGCCCUGCUGGCAUUCGUGCUGACCACGAUGGACAUGUUCCGGCCCAGCAGGAAGGACGUGUUGAGCGACGGGCCGCUCACCUACCACCGGCUGAUCGAGGCGAUCAAGUUCGCGCACCCGUUCCGGGAGGACCUUGGUGACGACGCGGUCGAGAACGUCGUCGACACGGUGGCCAACCUGGUGUCCCGCGGCCUAGCGCUCAAGACGAGCGGGCUCAUCAGCGACAGGUCCACCUUCUCGGACGCCAUCUUCUACGUGUUCGACAUGCAGCUGGUGCGCGAGGCCAUUCGCGGCGUCUCCGAGAAGAUGGCGCUCGAGCACUACGAGCUUCCGCGGGUCCCCGGGCACGACGGCAGCCGAGGCAGGCGCGACGGGGGCGUCCACUACGACCGCGCCACUAGGAAAGGCAGGCCACGCUCUUCGAAAAACCGCACGGCGAAGCACUUCGAUGUCAAGCACGCAGCGGCGAACGCGGUGUUCCUGGCACCGAACGGCGACGCCAUCGCCUUCUCCGGCAGCCUCGGCGCGCUGAUGGGCUCUCACGAGGCCUCGUCGUCCACGGGCCUGUUGCUGAACAACGAGCUGCACGCGUUCACGCCGCGCCUGCCCGACCGGUACCUGGGCCACGCCGGCGUGUCGCUCAACUUGGCGCGAGCCGCCAAGCGGCCCCUGUCGCCGCUGGCGCCCUCGCUGCUGCUGGACGCCGCCGGAGGACGACUCGUCGCCGCUCUCGCCGCCUCCGAAGACUUCGAGCUGCCGCAGUACGCCGCCUUGGUGCUGUGCCAGCUGUUGCUCAUGAACAAGACCAUCGCGGAUGCUGUGAGCGCACCCAAAGUCCGCUAUCGUGCCAGCCUCAAGGGCGUUUUCUACGACAGCAGCCUGCCACCGGAGACCGUGCGGGAACUCCGGAGCAAGGGUCACCGUAUGUUUCUACUAGAGGACAAUGUCACCAAUGCUGCAGCCAUUUUAAGCCAUGAAGACCGCCUUGUCUACGCUGCAGCCAACAACCACGUUGGUGGUUAUUUCGACGGGAACUGAGUUCGAGCUGUGGCUACAUCAUCUAUGAAGGGCACAUAUACCUAGCUGCAGUGCUGGAGGGUGCCACACAUGAAUGACUGAACAGUUCCACAUCUUCGAUCUAAUAUGUCGUAGAGACUACAGUGCAGCACAAAUUUGGUGUUGCAAGUUUAUUGAAAAUAAUGCAAUGAACUCUAAUGUGGAAUCUUUCUAGCUGGUACAUUGUUUAUAAAGUGUUAAAUAUGGAAAAUGAAGACAUUAUGAAAACUCA